AAGCUAAUGAAGAAGAGAUUAUAAAAGAGAAUAGACGAAUUAUAAAUAAAUUACAAGAAGACGCACUACGUUAUCAUACACAAGCAAUGCGAAUAAACUAUCUACGUACCUCUGAGACUACUGAUCAAACAAAAAUCGAUAAACGUAUUAAAAUUGCUUUAGACCUCGGAGAUCCAGAAAUUGCAGUUGAUUUACAUGAGCACAAUGGCAGAAGACCUAGUAAAUAUAAGGUUUUCUGGGGAGUUGCGGCCAAGUUUCUUGAAGAAAAAGCAGCUGAUGCUGUAACUGCAGUAGAUGAAUGCAGGCAUAAUCCAAUCAUGCACUUUGCGACCGCAAUAUCAUUUUGGCCUAAGAAUCCAACACGGCUUAGUAGUUUACAAUUUACUGGUCAUCUACCCUUAAAAUUCAUGGUUCAAACAUGCCAGCUACGUGCUUACCAUCAAGAUACUCAUUAUGUAUCUGCACUAUAUCGCUAUAAGAAAGAAUUUGCUGUAAAAUUUCGAGAAAUUACAAAUUUUGUUUUUAUGGAUGAUAAGCAUCAUUGUAAAGUUAGAGAGCCUGAAUUUCCUGUUGCUGCAGUUGAGAGAGGAAAAAAAGUUGUAGUCAGUAGAGAAACUACAUUUGCAGUUGCUGACUAUGACUAUACUAAAACGGGUAUCAUACCAAGCGUAACAAUGAUAUGUAAUAUACCUGAAUCAAUUAAUGGAGAUUUUUAUACUGGCAAAGUACGUAUAGGAUUAAAGGAUCCAAUAUUUCAACCCUCCUCACCUCUCCGUCAUGCAACAGAAUUAUAUAACAUACUCCUCACAGAAAAUCUAACUGAUAAGCCUAUACUAUGUCUCUAUACGGACAGUGGUCCAGAUCAUCAUUGCACAUAUACUCGUGUUCAAUUAUCCUAUAUUUGUCUUUUUCUCGCUUUAGAUCUUGAUUAUUUUGUUGCU
Scutellospora calospora is the source of this 941-nucleotide messenger RNA. The record is from the annotation of a GenBank genome assembly. Lineage: Eukaryota; Fungi; Glomeromycota; Glomeromycetes; Diversisporales; Gigasporaceae.